AUUUCAAAUGGCGCUUGGGACAUUGGAUGGCCCCUUACUGCGGAGACAGGGGCGCGUGACCGCAAUUAACAAAAGGAACAAAGACCGCCUGCGCUCGCAGAGAUCCAAGGAAUUCAACAGCAGGAGGUGACGUCAGAAUCCCGCAUUUUGCGGUUGAUACGGAGUAGAACAUUUAACCCUGUUCCUAACUUUAGUUUUUCGGUGACUUUUCCCCCCCCGCAAAAUACUUUCGUAUUAACUUCGCGAGAGAGACAUUGAGCAGUGACAGCAUGGCAAAUUCGUCUUGUUUUUCUUGAGAUUGGAAGGCUCCUAGAUUUCUCCUCGCAAACAGGGGAAGUGCCCCCUGUCCUUUGUCUGCCUCGGGUGAUUUUAAAGUAUUCGACAUGGACAUUUACCGAUACAAUGGUGUUUUUAUGGUCAAAAGACUGUUUAAUAAUGCAGUUUUUGAGAUUUCGAACAUGUCAGACAUUACGAAGGCGAACCCUCAGGGAUGCGAUAACGGGGCUUUGACAAACAGAUUCGGAGUCUUGAUUCAAGGGUUGCUGGCCAUAGUUGCCUUCAGUACAUUGAUGGUGAAGAGGUUCCGUGAGCCCGUAGGGAUCCGAAGACCAUGGAGGAUCUGGUUUUACGACAUGUCCAAGCAGGCCAUUGGCGCUCUCUUCAUCCACUUCGCCAAUGUGUUCCUCUCCAACCUCACAGAAAUGGACCCCUGUUCCCUGUAUCUUAUCAACUUCUUGCUCGAUGCCACGCUAGGCAUGCUGGUCAUCUGGGCGGGGGUCAAGGUUGUCUCCAGGAUCGUGGAGUACAAGCAGUUCACACUGCUCACCUUUGGAGAAUACGGUGACCCUCCCCAGGCUGCAGCAUGGCUCGGUCAGUGUGGUGUCUACCUUCUCAUCAUGGUCCUGGAGAAGAGUGUAGUCAGCUUGGUCCUGCUCAUUCCUGGAUGGACCAACCUGCAGUCUGUGUUGCUGGACUACAUUCCUAACCCUCAGGUGGACCUUGUGUUGGUCAUGCUCAUCGUGCCCGUCAUUGUCAACUCCAUAAUGUUCUGGGUGGUAGACAGUCUGAUGAUGAGGAAGUACAAGUACAAGAGCCUGGACGACUCCUGUGACCCCUCGACCAAGGUCGACUCCACGGCGCCGUGGGUUACUGGCGACGAGUCACAGGUCCUGUUGACCGUCGACACAGACGCUGAGGAGGAUUGUUCAACAAUGGUUCUAGGAGGGUCCCACUCUAGCCUCCCAGUAGUGGGCAUAAUACCUAGCUGGGUGGAGGUGUAGCUCUGGUAUCCAUCUCUUCAAGACCCUGACACACACGCUGACCCGUGCCACACACAAACACGAGCACGGCUGUGUGAAUGUACGCUCCUUCCAUAUCACACGCAUUUACUUUUUUUCAUUGUACACAUCCCAAUGAUGUCUUUGAUGACUUGGUUGUUAUGAGGAUGUUGAAUGUUAUAUUAACUAUGCUUUAUGAUGGGAGGGGGGUCCUUAACCCUUGCAGUCCCUGAUUACUGAAACAACAAGCUUGGUGGGGGCUAUAAAGUGUCUCGUAAUGGAGAUAAUUAGAGAGCGCAGUGAUGAUGAAAGAGUAAAUGUGUCCUCUCUCGGGGGGAUUUUGUGAAAAGGGUGUUUGUUGAGCUCCUUCACAUACCGCUACUCUUUAGAAGUUGAUACGGUAAGGUGUCGGUACAAUCUCCUCUUCUUUCAUCAUACAGAUAACUGCUUUGUUCAAACCUCGACAUACAGCAUCUACUGGUCUGUAAUUAAAUACGUUUUGGCCCUGUAGAAUCCACUACUAGUGUCCUUUCCUCCUUCGCCACUAACAAGUGGAAGGGCUGGAUAGUUUCAAUCAUAUGGAUUUCACCUAUCACGUCCACUCAGAUCAGUUGUCAGACUAUUGUAACUCAGCCGGUUGGACCUUAAAGUUGGAAAUGUUUUAUCUGAGUUGGACUGUAGUAGUCUGGUCUGGAACAGUUCUUCACACUAUCUCCAGAGGAUGUUUAACAAGAUGGAAAAUGGUAUUCUAUGUGGAAAAUGGACCAGAUCAUUUUAUAUUCCUCAUGGAUGUCCAUUUGGGAUUGAUCUGGAUUUAUCCAAAUAUUUGCAAUGUUUCUAAUAUGAACUAAAGAGCUUAGUGCCAUGGAGUGAUUUUGAACAUUCUAAUGUAUUUUCUUAUUUCUUUAGUGUAUUUGACAUAUUUUACUGUAUUCAUAAUACUUGGGGUUAAACCUGUGGUAAUGACAUGUAAUGGGAGAUUUCCAAGUGGUAUCCCAGAAAUGAUCGCGGUCAAUUCGGAGAUUACCCAAGAUACCAAAAUAGUGUUCAGUUUACAAUUGUAUGUUCAUUCUUAUAGAUCACAUUCCUCAAUCAUUGAGCUGUUAACUCUAACAUGAAAAUACACUACUGCCAUUUUUGUAUUAAUUGAAUUAUGUUCCUGGAACCAUUUAAUGUCUUAGUGAUGUGAAAGAUUCUGGUUGUGAGACCUGUCAUUUCACGUGACCUCAAAUGUGUGCAACAGCUACUGUGAGGACCUGCACCACUACGCUGUUUGCAUUUAUGCUAGUUUUUCACUGUAAAAAAAAAAAAAGAAGAUCUAUAUAUUUUUUUUAGCGUUGCUCCAGUCCAUCAUGUAUGUGUUUGUGGAAACAAUUUUUAAUUGUGACUGAAAUAGUUUGAAUGUUUAAUGGAUAUCCACUUGAAAGUGCCAUGUUGCUAUAUAUUCAUGAUUAAUUUAUGAUACGCGAAAAAUGUCUUUGUCUUUCGUCUUAACUGUUGUCACUCUUUUUGUAUUAUCAUAAUUUAAAUUAAAGUCAAAUUGUAAAAAAAUUUUUUUUUUAAACAGGUGUUAAAUUCCUUUGGUAGCUUAGGUCAGCCCGGUGGCCCCUGAGCUCGAUGACAGACACCUGAGCGGGACGUGGAGUAGUACACCUCUGUGACCCCAAACUGAUGAUAGGAGGGAUGAGGGGGAUGGUUAGGGGGGUGGUUAGAGAGGGAGCUAGUCAUUGGGACAUGUAGAGGAGAGGGUUAGUUAGGGGUGUGUCUGGUGUGACCAGGUGUGAUCCUAAGCAGUGUCGCCACAUGAGCUUGACCGGGUUCACCUGUUUGCUUUCCCAGUUAGCACCUAAACCUAGCAUGUAAAGAGCCUGCCUUCCUGCAAUGACCAAGGCCUGGAUUCAGUCCUAAUACGAGUUGUAGACAAUGCGGCCGUUAAACGCAAUUUCCGAUUGAGCAGCGUUUACUGAGAAUGUGAGCCCUGUAAACAUGAGGACAUUGUCUUUAAAGCCCUUGAUGGGAUUGACUCAGUAGGAUGGAGCACAGUACUAGUUUUGGGUGUGAUUCCUGCUUCGGCCACAUAUAGCACAUACUUUAUACUAAAUGUUUGUGUUAACUGUUAGUUACUUUCAUAGAGCUGUUUGCUUUGUGAGAACACUUGAA
Salvelinus fontinalis (brook trout) is the source of this 3437-nucleotide messenger RNA. Its product is annotated as store-operated calcium entry regulator STIMATE-like. Lineage: Eukaryota; Metazoa; Chordata; Actinopteri; Salmoniformes; Salmonidae. The record is from RefSeq and is a predicted model, not a curated record. The transcript has 8 exons. Bases 384 to 1280 code for a protein of 298 amino acids. Gene Ontology annotation, cellular component: membrane.